Pseudoliparis swirei is the source of this 471-nucleotide messenger RNA. RefSeq names its product cytochrome b-c1 complex subunit 7 (gene uqcrb). Gene Ontology annotation, biological process: mitochondrial electron transport, ubiquinol to cytochrome c. The coding region runs from base 16 to 345 and encodes 109 amino acids. The record is from RefSeq and is a predicted model, not a curated record. The transcript is spliced from 4 exons. NCBI's taxonomy places the organism in Eukaryota, Metazoa, Chordata, Actinopteri, Perciformes, Liparidae.
CUUAGUGGUAAAAAAAUGGCGUCGAGGGCACCAGCGACAGGCAGGCUCCUGCUUGGGAUCCGCAAAUGGUAUUAUGGCUUAAGUGGCUUCAACAAGUUUGGUUUAAUGCGUGAUGAUAUUAUCAUUGAGGAUUCUGAUGUGGUAGAGGCCCUGAGGAGGCUCCCAGAAACCGACUACAAUGACAGGAUGUUCAGGUUCAAGAGAGCCCUGGAUCUCUCCAUGAAGCAGCAAAUCCUCCCUAAAGACCAGUGGACGAAAUUUGAAGAGGAUAAACCUUACCUGACACCCUAUCUGGAGGAGGUGAUCCGUGAGAGGAAAGAAAGAGAGGACUGGAUGAAGAAAUAGCUGUUUCCUAGUCCAAGUUGUUGAUACUCGUAUUCAGUCGGUGCAUGGUUGUCUCCUGGUGUAAUUAAGAUGACAUCUUACCUAUAUAAUAUAGUGCUCAUUAAAAAUUGUACAUUUUAAAAGGUG